This is a messenger RNA of Cercospora beticola, 2547 nucleotides long. RefSeq lists its product as uncharacterized. The record is from RefSeq and is a predicted model, not a curated record. NCBI's taxonomy places the organism in Eukaryota, Fungi, Ascomycota, Dothideomycetes, Mycosphaerellales, Mycosphaerellaceae.
AUGCGGCUCGCAUACUACGCUGGCGCCAGCACUUUGGCGGCGGCAGCAUGUCUUCUAAAGGCCUUCUCGCAGCGACCGAACUUCUACUCGGCAACCGUUUAUCUCUCGCAAUCCAAUGCCUGCCUACUCAUUCUCACGAACCUGCUGCUCUUGUUAAGCACCUCCUUCCUCUACCUCCUCCAGCGCCUGCUCUAUGGGCCCCUCCGACCAAUCGAAAUCGAACAGCUUAGCGAAAAGGCCUGGUAUGCUGUGCUCGACACUCUGCUCGCUAUGCCGAGCUUUAGAGAGGACGUCGGCGGCAGAUUACUAGUCAUGUUUGUGCUCCUCCUCGCAGGCAAGGUGUGGGGUUGGAUCGGAGAAGGAAGAGUAGACGUGUUGGAGCAGGGACAAAUGAUGGGAGGGGCCAAUAAUAAACUGUUCCAUGCACGACUCGCCACGAGCUUGCUUAUCUCAUUGGCAUUUGCGACCGGCAUGUUCAAAUACUGCUUGGAAGUGGUGAUCGAGGACCCGAGGCCCGGCAUGAUGGUCAUAUUCACCUUUGAAUUUGCCAUUCUAUGUGUCUUCAGCUUGUUUACAGCCAUCAGAUAUGGCCUUGCGGUUUGGGAGAUCAAAGUGACGAAAGAGCAGACGACCGCCGCCAUCGAACAGAGAAAAGAGGAGAUCAAAGCGGAAAGAGCGGCAGCGAUUGCGAAGGCGAGGGAAGAGGAUAGAGAGAUCCCGACAUUCGAUGAGCCGAUUGAUGUGGACGAAAAUGAAGUCGAUGUGCCGGGAUGGGAGGACAAGAGAAGGGUGCUGUUCGUCGUGGAGGUGGUCACAGACUUUGUCAAGCUGGUCAUCUACAUCUUCUUCUUCACGGUCAGCGUCACCUUCAACGGGCUUCCCAUGCAUAUCAUGAGGGACGUCUACAUGACAUUUGCCAGUUUCAGCAAGCGAGUGACGGACUAUAUGGCGUACCGGAAAGCAACGAGCGACAUGAAUACGAGAUACCCAGACGCUACGACGGCAGAAAUCAGAGGCGAUGCAUGUAUUGUGUGCAGAGAGGAGAUGGUCGCCUGGGCUGAAGGAGAGCCACAAGCUGCUGCACCGGUCGCGGGUGCAGAGGGACAACCAGCUGCCGCACCAGCUCCAGCACCAGCACGAAGGAGGGAUGAAGGAAUGCGCGCAAAGAAGCUUCCUUGCGGACACAUUCUGCAUCUGCGAUGCUUAAAGGCAUGGCUGGAGAGACAGCAAGUAUGCCCAACAUGCCGAAGACCUGUGGUAGCAGCAACGCCUGCUAACGCAGGAAAUGCCGCUGCUCCAGCUCAAAAUGGCCAGCCUGGACAGCAGCCACCAAGACCGCGAGGCAGAAUAUUCAAUCUCGGGCCACUGCGCAUAGGAAUGGUGAACGCGCCGCGAGGGCAAAUACAGAACGUCCUUAACCAGAUUAGAAACGGCGACGCGCAAGCUGUACAGCAAGCAUUGGACCCAGCAGGAAAUCCCGUCGCAGGCGGCGCGGGUCAGCAACAGCCAGCUGCUGGACGACCGUGGAACGCAGGAUCGCAAGUGCCAACGCACAUUCAACUGCUCCAGCUCGAACAAAGAAUCGUGCGGGAAGCCCACAAUCUCGGCAUCGAGCAACAGCAACUGAACACCUUGCGCAUGAUGGAGGUCGAAUUGGCAAGACUACGUUCACAACACAUCUCGGCUCCGCCUACUGGCAUAACCAGAUACCCGAUGCCAGGCUUCUCGCCGCAACAUCAGCCGCUCCCCAGUCAGCUGCACGGCAAUCCGAGUCAGCAGAUGAGCAGCGGGCACGAGCACCUUCCGCCAGGUAUGGUGUUACCAGAGGGCUGGACUGUCCUUCCGCUGCAGCCCGCGAUGAAUCUUGCUGCUCCACAGCAGAGCAUUGGCUUAUCGGGGCCACGUGUCUCCAACACUGGCGGAGGAGCGCAAGCCGCAUCGCGCGCUCAGGAUUCAGCGUCUGCUCAAUCUCAAUCUGAGAUGGUCAGCUCGCAGGCUCCCGCAUCCGUGGCGCAGAAUGAAGGUCAACCGAGUAACCCAGAUCCACAAGGUCCAGUUGACGAGCGAGGAUCGCCGCUCUUCGUGCCGACAAAUACUUUACCAGCGCAAGAUAACCCAUCAAUUACGCAGUCACCCGAUGAUGCUGUGUUGCGUGCUGCUGAAGAACGAGGCGAAGCCGCAGGUCGUAAAUGGGCGGCUGCUUUUGCAAGCUCCAGUGACUCGGCUUCUCUUCCGAACACAUCCACACGUGGCCGGAGUGCGGCCGGCUCGCCAGGACCAGGAGAGCUCGUAUCUGGUACGACGCCCAAUCAAGCGCCUUCGCAGACACAAACGCAGACACCAUGGAAUAAUAGCGGUUGGUCGUUCAACGACCAGUCUCAGCAAGAUUCGCAGCCCGAGGUGAAGCAGUCAGCGAUGUCAGUCAACUCCUCGUCACCGAUCACUCGAAGUGCAAACCAGGACGAUCCCGAGCAGAGUCAAAGCUACAGUGGCAAGGGCAAGGCUAAAGCGGUAGAGGUGGAAGAUGUCCCAGAUCCCGAGGCUUGA